Molecule: messenger RNA, 162 nt
Organism: Penicillium egyptiacum
Lineage: Eukaryota; Fungi; Ascomycota; Eurotiomycetes; Eurotiales; Aspergillaceae
Source: the annotation of a GenBank genome assembly
AUGACGUCAGUCGAAGCUUGUCUUGACAGUAAUAAUACCCCACACUGUUCACUCAAUGUCAAUGUUGGGGCCGACUCUGGGGAUCUCUAUUGGGGAGCCGACAACUGCCUAUACAAUGAGGGUGCCACUACGAAGUAUGGCUGCGCUACACCGGCCAAUUAG